UCAUAUUUGAACUUGACCAAACACAUUGAUACGUUAAAGAACUUUUAAAAUGAUGAUCGGGUUAAAUCAGAAUCAUUAAAUUGUACCAAUUAUUGUAAUUUAAUUGCAAAUAUGAAAACAUCCUGAUUGGUGUGUUUAAAUGAUCCAAUUGUUGAAUAUAUUGUGGCCUUUCAACAGGCUGAAAGGGUCGGAAAAGUAUUCGUCCGAGAAAUGUCAAAAUGGCGUCUUCUCAGGACGCUUGGUAUCUCUCGUUGUUAGGUUUAGCUGAAAACUUUCGGACAUCGAGCCCACCGAAUAUUAAAUCAUGUAUUCAGUGUCUUCAAGCUGUUUUCAAUUUUAAACCACCACCUCGGGUCGAAGCUCGUACUCAUCUACAACUUGGAAAUAUUCUUCUUACUCACACGAAAAAUAUCGAUUUGGCGCGAUCACAUCUAGAACAAGCGUGGCGUUUAAGUCAAAAUAUAAACACGUUUGAUGAUGUUAAAUUUGAAGCAGCAAGUGUGGUAGCUGAAUUGUACGAACAACAGCAACAGCCAAAUUUAAGUAAACCUAUAUUAAGAAAGGCCAUAGAGUUAUCUCAACAUAAUGUUUAUUGGCACUGUAGACUUAUAUUUCAAUUGGCGCAAAUACAUGCAUCUGAAAAAGAUUUCGUCGCAGCAAGUAGUUUGCUGGCCGUUGGUGUUGAUUAUUCGCAUAUUAGUAAUGCGAGUUAUACACGUGUAUUAUUUUUAUUAAGUCGAUGUAUGCUCCUAUUAAUAGACAAGAAAUUUACGGAAGUCCAUGCACUUUUAAAUUCGGCUGGUCACCAUGUUGAAAAUUGGCAAGGAAGCCCACACCAAAAAGAAUACUUAAAAGUAUAUUAUUUGGUGCUCCAAGUUUGUCAUUUUCUUAUGGCUGGUCAGGUAAAUAGUGUGAAACCUUGUUUAAAACAACUGCAACAAAGUAUACAAACGAUCAUGUCUCCUAAUUGGCCAACAGAUGAUGUAGUUACGGGUUCUAAUAUAGGAGAUAUGUUCAUAUGGAUGCCAAAGGAUCAUUUAUAUGUUUUGGUUUAUCUUGUAACUGUUAUGCAUUCAAUGCAAGCUGGUUAUAUGGAUGAAGCACAAAAAUACACAAAUAAGGCUCUUACCCAAAUUGAAAAAUUAAAAAUCGUUGAUAAUAAACCGAUACUCUCUGUCUUUCAACUCAUGCUAUUAGAACAUAUAGUUAUGUGCCGCCUUGUCAUGGGAAAUAAAAGUGUGGCACUUGCAGAAAUAGCUCAGGCAUGUCAACUUUGUAGGCGGCAACCAAGAUUAUUACAAGGCCAUCGGCCUCAACUGCAUGCUCUUUUGGGAUUAUAUGCGAUGUCUAUGAAUUGUAUGGAAGCUGCUGAGGCUCAGUUUACAGCUGCUCUUAGGACAUCCCAAGAACGAGAACUUUGGACGUUUGCAAAUUUAAAUUUGGCCAUAGUAUAUCUUAGAACAAAAAGAGAUGCAGAGUUGGGUGCAUUAAUGGAAAGAAUAAAUCCAGAGUCUUUACCAUCACAUUCGCAUUCCUUGAGAGCAGCAGCAUACUAUGUUCAAGGUCUCCAAGCUUUUUUUGGAGCUAGACAUAAUGAAGCCAAGAGAUAUCUUAGAGAAACAUUAAUAAUGGCAAGCUCAGAGGAUUUAAAUAGAUUAACUUCUUGUAGUCUCGUUUUGUUAGGACAUAUAUUUCUUUCAUUAGGAAAUAGCAGAGAAUCUAUGAAUAUGGUUACACCUGCCAUGCAACUUGCUUCCAAAAUACCAGAUGUACACGUACAACUAUGGGCUACUGCUAUCCUGAAAGAUUUGUAUAGAAUUUGUGGAGAUCCUAAUCGUGAAAGUGAGGCAUAUCAAAUGCAUUGUACAUUUUCUCAAACGCUCUUAAAGGAUCAUUUUCAAAGUACACAAAUGAGUGAACAUGCUCUUAUACAAUGGAUAGAUGGUCCUAUACCUGUUUUGCCAAAUGACCCACCACCUUCCACAUCUCAAACAAUUCUUCAAUAAAAUUAAAAAAUACCAAUUUUGCUUAUUUACUUAAAGUAAAUGGUUGUUAAAUUGUGAAAGUAUAUAUAUCAGAUUUGCGUGACAGUGCCGUUGAAUGAUCACGCAAAAACGGGAAAAAAACUAAUAGUGCAAAACUUAAUACAUAAAAAGGUUAACAUGAUAACAUCAUACCAAAGUAAAGUAAGUCAAGAUAAUGACAAUGAUAGGAAAUGAUAAUAUUGAAGAUAAUCAAUAAUUGAUCAUAAUUGUGAUUACCAGAAUGACUGAUGAAUGUUCUCUGUAUUAGUUUUAUUCAAAAUGAGAUACAACUUAUUUUAUAUAAUGCUAAAAUGUACAGUGAAUUUUAACACUUCAAGAUAAAUAUUUUAAUAAAUUUGUAAUAGCACAGAGAGAAUUUUAUAAAAUAAGGGAGUAAUAUAUUAACUAACCUCAUUUGCAAUUAAUUUCAUUUUUUAUUAUAAAUUGAACCGAAGAACAUUUAUUUAAUUUUCAAACGCUUUUCUGAAAUUAUCUAUUUUGCAGUUUUGUCCACUACUAAAUAUGUGAUUUCAUCUUCAUUUUUUUCAGUCUGUAUUUUUUUUUUUUUAACAUACCAUGUAUUUGAUACAUAUCAACAUUAUAAAAUUUUACAUGGUGUGAUCAAUAGUUGGCAAGAUGACAAUAAUGUAUUUUGUUGUAAUCUAUUCUGAUAUGUUUAUCAAAGUAGCCAUUAAAAAUAUAGGCUGUGGUGCAAAUGGAUGGUUAAGAUAUAGUCACCGAUGCAUUUUUAUAAAUUGGAAUGUAGUUAUACAUGGUAUAACAGUACCUGCAAAAUAUUUUGUAAAAAAUGUUAUAGUACUUAUAGCAUAUAUUAAAUGCGUAUAAGCGCGCGUGUUUCCUGUGUGGUAGUUUUUGCUUGAUAUGAGUCCAUAUAUGUAUGUAAGGUAAAUAUUACUGCACAUAAUAUGAUAGAAAAUUGAUAUAUAUAUUCGAUUGAUAUAUAUAUAUAUAUAUAUAUAUAUAUAUAUAUAUGUAUAUGUAUAUGUAUAUAUAUAUAUAUAUAUAUAUAUAUAUAUAUAUAUAUAUAUGAUAUAUAUCGAUGUGCAAAUAUAAAUUUUUGGAUUAUAGUCAUUCUUUUUACUCAAAAAUUAAAUUAAAAUGUUUAAUCGAUAAUAAUUGCUUUAUAUUUAGAUCAAAUAUGCUAUAGUAUAGAAAUAUGCAAAUGAGUAUUAUAAUAGUACAAUAGAUUAAGGGAGUAGGUUAUUAGAGGCAAGAUUAUAAAUUAAAAAUAAACUUGAUCGAUGCUAAUACAAGCAAUACAUAAAAAACAUAGUAUAUGGGGCCUUAGUAGACUAUAAGAAGUGAUAAAUUUUGCCUAAAACUACUUACUCCAAUAAAUUAAAUGUUUUUCAUGUAUAUAUAUACUCGAAAUUACAAAGUUAUAUAUAAUAUGCUAUAUAAAAAAAAUAUGGUUGAAACCAUGAACUAGUAACAUUAUGUAAAAAUAUUUCUUUGUCUUAAUGUAAUUAAAAUGUAAACAAAUAAGUUGUUUACUA
Messenger RNA from Vespa crabro (European hornet), 3541 nucleotides. It is a transcript of the gene Mau2, whose product is annotated as MAU2 chromatid cohesion factor homolog. Gene Ontology annotation, biological process: mitotic sister chromatid cohesion; maintenance of mitotic sister chromatid cohesion. Gene Ontology annotation, molecular function: protein binding; double-stranded DNA binding. NCBI's taxonomy places the organism in Eukaryota, Metazoa, Arthropoda, Insecta, Hymenoptera, Vespidae. Gene Ontology annotation, cellular component: chromatin; SMC loading complex. The coding region runs from base 219 to 2006 and encodes 595 amino acids. The transcript is spliced from 9 exons. The record is from RefSeq and is a predicted model, not a curated record.